Messenger RNA from Fulvia fulva, 492 nucleotides. Its product is annotated as 4-carboxymuconolactone decarboxylase. The transcript is spliced from 2 exons. The record is from RefSeq and is a predicted model, not a curated record. Bases 1 to 492 code for a protein of 163 amino acids. Gene Ontology annotation, molecular function: peroxiredoxin activity. Lineage: Eukaryota; Fungi; Ascomycota; Dothideomycetes; Mycosphaerellales; Mycosphaerellaceae.
AUGGUAGCAGAAUACCGCGCCGAAGAGGUCAAGAAGGCCCACGAAGUCCUCUACAGCGAAGGCAUCAAGAUGCGAUACAAAGUGGCAGGCAAGCAAUACGUCGACAAGUCCUUGGCCAACGCCGACAAUCCAUUUUCUAGAGCAAUGCAAGACUACGUCUCCGAAUCCUGCUGGGGCAGCAUCUGGACACGUCCAGGGCUUGACCUGAAGAUUCGAUCCUUCCUCAACAUCGCCAUGCUCUGCUGUCAGAAUCGCGGAACGGAACUUGCAACGCAUGUGAAGGGCGCGCUGAACAAUGGUGCAACGGAAGAGGAGAUACGAGAAGUGAUAUUGCAGGCGGCGUGUUACUGUGGUAUGCCGGCAGGUAUUGAAGGGUUCCGAGUAGCGUGGAAAGCGAUUGAAGAGCAUAAGGCGAAUGCGGUGACAGAGGGAAACCAGGUGACAGACCAUGCGGAUGUGGGUAUUGCGAGUAGGAGUAAAGGAGAUGAGUAG